Chaetomium fimeti is the source of this 1793-nucleotide messenger RNA. RefSeq lists its product as uncharacterized. The transcript has a single exon. The record is from RefSeq and is a predicted model, not a curated record. Gene Ontology annotation, molecular function: aminomethyltransferase activity; protein binding. Lineage: Eukaryota; Fungi; Ascomycota; Sordariomycetes; Sordariales; Chaetomiaceae. The coding region runs from base 92 to 1534 and encodes 480 amino acids. Gene Ontology annotation, biological process: glycine catabolic process. Gene Ontology annotation, cellular component: mitochondrion.
GCCCUUUCUCAUCCUCCCCUCGUUUACACUCCGUCCUCACACCUACCCUUUUAUUUCGUCGACAGCGCAAUUGAUUACAGCAACUUUCACAAUGCAGAGCACGAGGUCAAUCGCCCUCGGGAGGGCCCUCCGGGGUGCUUGCCGGACCUCGUCGCACAUUGCUAGGCGCUUCACCACCCGCACCACCACAGCAACCUCUCUCACCACCGGGCAACAACGACAACAACAAAACCAACAGGCCCUUCACCUCCCCACCCGCCUCCCCCAGACCAAAACCCGAACCCAAACCCGCCCCUACGCCUCCUCCUCCUCCACCCCCCUCCUCACCACCCCCCUCCACAACCUACACCUCACCCACGGCGCCAAGCUCGUCCCCUUCGGCGGCUUCGAGAUGCCAGUCCAAUACGCCGGCCUGAGCGUGAGCGCGUCCCACGCGCUCACCCGCACGCACGCCUCCGUCUUCGACGUCUCGCACAUGGUGCAGCGGCUCUUUACCGGGCCCGGCGCCGCCGCCUUCCUGCAGCGCGUCACGCCGGCCGGGAUCGAGGGGCUCGCGGAGCAUCGGAGCACGUUGGCGGUGUUGCUGAAGGAGGAUGGGUCGGGCGGGAUCGUGGAUGAUGCGAUUGUGACGAGGCUGGGUGGGGGGCGGUUCUAUGUGGUGACGAAUGCGGCGUGUCGGGAGAAGGAUGAUGGGUAUUUUGGGAGGGAGGUGGGGAAGUGGAAUGGGGAGAUGGAGGGGCGGGGUUUGGGGGUUGCCGAGGAGAGGUGGGAUCGGGAGGGGCUGGUGGCGCUGCAGGGCCCGGAGGCGGAGGGGAUUCUGAGGGCGGUGUUGGCCGAGGGGGAGGGGUUGGAGUUGAGGGGGUUGCUGUUUGGGCAGUCGGCGUUUGCGAGGGUCAAGAUGAGCGGCGGUGGGGUUAGUAGUCCCGUGCUGAUCAGCCGGGGCGGGUAUACCGGGGAGGAUGGGUUUGAGAUCUCGAUCGCGGGGGAGGAGGCGGUCGGCGUGACGGAGGCGUUGCUAGAGGCUGGCGGACCGGAGAAGGUGCAGUUCGCGGGCCUAGGUGCGCGCGACAGUCUGCGGCUGGAGGCUGGCAUGUGUCUGUACGGCCACGACCUGGACGAGACCACCACCCCCGUCGAGGCCGCGCUCAGCUGGAUCAUCCCCAAGGAGCGGCGCACGGCCGACGCCGGCUACUACGGCGCUGAGGUGAUAUCGAAACAGCUGGUGGCAAAGAGCAAGGGCGGAUCUGGAGUGGAGCGUCGCCGGAUUGGGUUGAUUGUCGAGGGCGCGCCGGCACGAGAGGGCGCCGAGAUCGUCAGCCGCGCCGAGGAAGGCAAGGAGGCGGUCAAGCUCGGCACUGUCACCAGCGGGUGCCCCAGCCCUACCCUGGGAAAGAACAUUGCCAUGGGUUAUGUCAAGGACGGCUUUCACAAGGCUGGGACCGAGGUCGACGUGCUGGUCCGUGGCCGGCCAAGGAAGGCCGUGGUGGCCAAGAUGCCGUUCGUCCCAACCAAGUACUGGAAGGGGGAUGCUUGAGGGAAAGGGUAGGGGGCCUUGUCGUCUGGGAUGAAUAACGAGAGAAAGGGGAUCAUUCAACACCACAUUUUCGGAAUGGCGCUAGGUUUUCAAGUCAUGAUUCGGCUGGACGGGAUACUUCAACGUUGUGCACGGGUAGCGGUUAUACAAGAGACCCAAUGGGUGGUCUUCGGCGCGGAGCAUACAUAUAUCCAACAGGGCAGUUAGUCACUUCAACAGGCCAUGGUUCGAGGGUUUACCUCAGUUUCACCCAACGAGA